AUGUUCGGCGGUGGAUUUGAAAGCUUUUUUGGCGGCGGUUUCGAGGGAGGACCUAGUGGGCAAUCCAAGCCUGUUGAUAACAACAAAUUUUACGAGGCUCUUGGUGUUAGCAAAACAGCAUCAGCUGCCGAGAUCAAAAAAGCAUACCGCAAGUUAGCGCUAAAGAAUCAUCCAGACAAAGGUGGCGAUCCAGAGCUCUUUAAAACGAUAACGGUCGCUUAUGAGGUGCUCAGUGACCCAGAGAAACGUGAGCUGUACGAUCAGUAUGGAGAAGAGGGGCUACAAAAUGGAGCUGGGGGUGCCGAUGCAAGCGAUCUAUUUAGUCAAUUCUUUCGUGGCCAGGGUGGGCGUAAAUCUCGUGGUCCACAGAAGGGCGAAGAUCUUACACACCCACUUAAAGUAUCACUCGAAGAUCUGUACAAUGGUAAAACUGUGAAGCUGGCUGUGAACCGCGAUGUGCUUUGUAGUCGUUGUGAAGGUCGCGGUGGUGCAGAAGGAUCUGAAAAGACAUGUGACACCUGUCAAGGUCGCGGCAUGCGAGUACAAUUGCGUCACAUCGCUCCUGGUAUGGUUCAACAGAUGCAAAGUGUUUGCCCAGACUGUCGCGGACAGGGCAAGAGCAUUCGUGAGAGCGAUCGCUGCAAGGGAUGUAAGGGCAAAAAGGUCACAAAGGAGCGGAAGGUGCUUGAAGUGCACAUUGAAAAGGGAAUGCGAAACGGACAGCGCAUUACAUUUGCAGGUGAGGCAGACCAGGCUCCUGGUACAGUGCCUGGAGAUAUCAUUUUUGUGGUGCAAGAAAAGGAGCAUCCUACGUUCCAGCGAAAGGGUGGCAACCUUAUCAUGGAGAAAAAAAUUAGCUUGGUGGAAGCUCUAUGUGGAUUUGAAAUGAUUGUGGAGCAUUUGGACGGUCGUCAUUUACACAUUAAGACGCGGCCUGGCGAGAUUAUCAAGCCUAAUCAGUUCAAGGCUGUGCAUGGUGAAGGAAUGCCCACACAUGGUAAUCCGUUUGUGAAAGGUCAACUGGUCAUUUUGUUCAAGGUGAUGUUCCCAGAGAGUGGUAGUUUGUCGGAGAAGCAACUCAGUAUACUUAAGAGUACGUUGCCCGCGCCUACACCCUUGGCAACCAUGGUCGAAUCGGAGGAGUGUUUCUUGUCAGAGUUCGACGCUGAGGCUGCUAAAGCUGAACAGCAGCAGCGUGAAGCUUACGACUCGGAUGAGGAACGUGGCGGUCAACGCGUGCAGUGUCAGCAGCAGUAG
This is a messenger RNA of Plasmopara halstedii, 1257 nucleotides long. RefSeq names its product subfamily a member 2-like partial. Gene Ontology annotation, biological process: response to heat; protein refolding. NCBI's taxonomy places the organism in Eukaryota, Oomycota, Peronosporomycetes, Peronosporales, Peronosporaceae. The transcript has a single exon. Gene Ontology annotation, cellular component: cytosol; cytoplasm. The record is from RefSeq and is a predicted model, not a curated record. The coding region runs from base 1 to 1257 and encodes 418 amino acids. Gene Ontology annotation, molecular function: ATP binding; Hsp70 protein binding.